Molecule: messenger RNA, 1139 nt
Organism: Procambarus clarkii (red swamp crayfish)
Lineage: Eukaryota; Metazoa; Arthropoda; Malacostraca; Decapoda; Cambaridae
Source: RefSeq, a predicted model, not a curated record
ACUUUCAUAAAUAUAACCGGCUUCACUGCAAACUGUCUUCAUCAUUUAACCAUCUACACAACACACGACCAUCAUCAAUUAAUCAUGUAGAAAAUAAUGUACUGGAUGACUCUUAAUGAGUCUGGUGUAUAUCGAAGUUGGAAUUUGGUAUCAAGAAGGUGCACGAAGGGCGAAUUUCGACCCCGUCAUGACCACCUCCCACCAUUGCAGUGGGAGGAGUUUACUUGCAAACUUUGCAGUGUAAAAUCCCUGCAAAGUUUGGGGGGUCACAAGUGUCUGGCCUUUGACAGCCAAACAAACAUGUAUCCUGUUCUACUGAUAUAGAUAAGAUAAUAUCUGUGUAAGUAGAGCCAGGAGCGGCCCUCUGGCCCCAUCUACAACACUCCCCCGUGUCUCCCAUCACCUCUGGACCCAUCUACAACACUCUCCCGUGUCUCCCAUCACCUCUGGCCCCAUCUACAACACGCCCCCGUGUCUCCCAUCACCUCUGGUCCCAUCUACAACACUCCCACGUGUCUUCCAUCACCUCUGGCCCCAUCUACAACAGGUCGGGGAGGUGGUGCUGGUCCACGGCAGCUCUGGCAUGUACAGUGAGGUGAAGGUGAAGGUGCCACUAACUCGUCGCUCGGGCUACGCCAUCCUCACCAUCUACAUCCCCACCCUCGUCCUCCUCGUCGUCAGCUACGUCACCCUCUUCUUCAGACCCGUCAUCUUCGACACCAGGAUGAUGUCUGCUCUCACCGUCCAGCUCGUCAUAGCCACCUUGUUCUCCCAGGUGUCAGCCUCGUUACCCAAGACUUCCUACUUCAAGAUGGUGGAUGUCUGGCUCCUCUUCUGUAUUGGUAUUACGUUCCUCACCAUCAUAUUCCACGUCAUGGUGGACAGCAAAGUAAACCGGUCUGGAGGAAAAUCUGUGCGACCAACUGAAAGUUCCGUUACCACCAGCAUCUUAGUGGGACAGAAAGGGCUACCUCGGAAACCUGUACCACUUAUUCGAAGUAAAUGGAUGAACUUAGAGACAGACGAACAGAAGAUGGUUAUGCUAACGCGGAUAACAAUUCCUGUAGUUUUUCUCAUCUUUAACUUCUGCUACUGGAUAUAUAUAGUAACUUAUUGAUUACUGGCUUCAACCUCAACUA